Onychostruthus taczanowskii (white-rumped snowfinch) is the source of this 1979-nucleotide messenger RNA. RefSeq names its product KH domain containing 4, pre-mRNA splicing factor (gene KHDC4). Gene Ontology annotation, molecular function: RNA binding. The record is from RefSeq and is a predicted model, not a curated record. Lineage: Eukaryota; Metazoa; Chordata; Aves; Passeriformes; Passeridae. Gene Ontology annotation, cellular component: nucleus.
CCCGGUGCCCCUCGGCGCGGCUCCUCACCCUCCCUCUGUCUUUUCCAGGCGCCGCAGCAAGUGGGAUCAGCCCGGCCCGGCGCCUAAUUUCCUGCUGGCCGGCACGGCGCCGCUGCCCGGGCGGCCGUUCCCCGGUGGGGGCGGCGAUGGCGGCGCCGCCGUGGCCGGGUCCGAGAGCUCGGCGGCGCCCUCGGGCGCUGGAUGCGGCCGCGGCCGUGGCGGCGAAGAUCAACGCGAUGCUGAUGGCCAAAGGGAAGCUGAAGCCGGCGCCCAGCACGGCGGACAAGCUGCAGGCCCUGGGGAAAGGCCCGGCCGCGAGCAAGAGCAAGGAUGACCUGGUGGUGGCAGAGGUGGAGAUCAACGACGUCCCCCUGACCUGCAGGAACCUGCUGACCAGGGGCCAGACCCAGGACGAGGUGGGUCCCACACCGAGCCUGGAGAGCUCUCCUGGGAGCCUCAGGGAACAAGGGCUGCAGGCCCUGGGGAAAGGCCCGGCCGCGAGCAAGAGCAAGGAUGACCUGGUGGUGGCAGAGGUGGAGAUCAACGACGUCCCCCUGACCUGCAGGAACCUGCUGACCAGGGGCCAGACCCAGGACGAGGCUCUGUGCUGCUUUAGUGGAGAUCGUCCUUUGUAUCUUCAUGUUCAGGGGCAGACACGGGAGUUGGUUGACAGAGCUGUGAACAGAAUCAAGGAGAUCAUCACCAACGGCGUGGUGAAGGCAGCCACGGGCUCCAGCCCCACGUUCAACGGAGCCACGGUCACCGUGUACCACCAGCCAGCCCCCCUGAGCCAGAUAACCCCAGCUGUUGGCCAGAAACCUGCUUUCCAGUCAGGGAUGCAUUAUGUGCAGGACAAGCUGUUUGUGGGGCUGGAGCACGCUGUCCCCACGUUCAGUGUCAAGGAGAAGGUGGAGGGGCCUGCCUGCUCCUACCUGCAGCACAUCCAGAUUGAAACUGGUGCCAAAGUCUUUCUUCGUGGGAAGGGCUCGGGUUGCAUCGAGCCAGCCUCAGGCAGGGAAGCCUUUGAACCCAUGUACAUCUACAUCAGUCACCCAAAGCCAGAAGGUUUGGCAGCUGCUAAAAAGCUCUGUGAGAACCUGUUGCAAACAAUGCAUUAUGUGCAGGACAAGCUGUUUGUGGGGCUGGAGCACGCUGUCCCCACGUUCAGUGUCAAGGAGAAGGUGGAGGGGCCUGCCUGCUCCUACCUGCAGCACAUCCAGAUUGAAACUGGUGCCAAAGUCUUUCUUCGUGGGAAGGGCUCGGGUUGCAUCGAGCCAGCCUCAGGCAGGGAAGCCUUUGAACCCAUGUACAUCUACAUCAGUCACCCAAAGCCAGAAGGUUUGGCAGCUGCUAAAAAGCUCUGUGAGAACCUGUUGCAAACACUGCAGCGGUUCCUGCAGCACACCCGAGCUCUCCUCUCUCUCCCUGCAGGUUUCACGCAGCCGGCCUCCGUCAGCAGCGUCCCCUCCCAGCCCUCCUACUACCCGUCCAACGGCUACCAGGCCGGCUACCCCGUGCUGGCCCCUCCUCAGCAGCCCGUGCCGCCCCCCUUUGGGGUGCCGGGGAUGGUGCCCCCCGCCGUGCCCCUGCCUGCCGGGGUGCUGCCGGCGCUGCCCGCGGCCGUGCCCCCCGUGCCCACGCAGUACCCCCUAGCUCAGGUGCAGCCUGCAGCCGGCGCGGCCCAGAGUCCUCUGAGUGCUCCCUUCCUUCCUGCUGCCCCAGUAAAACCCAGCAUGCCCACUGGAGCCCAGCCCCAGGUGCAGCCCCAGGGCCAGAAGAGACGCUUCACGGAGGAGCUGCCUGACGAGAGAGAGUCAGGACUGCUGGGAUACCAGCAUGGACCCAUUCAUAUGACUAAUUUAGGUACAGGCUUCUCCAGUCAGAGCGACAUCCAGGGGGCCGCGGCGAAGGCAGCGAGUUCCUCAGGAAAGGAGAGAGAGAGGGACAGGUGAGUGAGGAGCCGUGGGCAGGUUCUGCUG